AUGUUCACUGGGAUUGUUGAGACAAUUGGGACCAUUAAGGAGGUGAGGAAGGUAGGCGAAAAUGACGAUCUUGAUAUUCUGAUCGCUGACGCCUCGUCGAUUCUCGGCGACUGCCAUUUGGGUGACUCGAUCGCCGUUAAUGGUACUUGUCUGACAGUCACGCAGUUUACUGAGUCAGAGUUCAAGGUUGGUGUUUCGCAAGAGACUCUGCGCAAGACCAACGUUGGAGAGCUGCGAGUUGGCGACAAGGUCAACUUGGAGAGAGCAGUGUCAGGUGACGUGAGAUAUGGAGGCCAUAUGGUGCAAGGCCAUGUCGAUACCGUUGCCAGUCUUGUUGGCCGAGAGCCGGAUGGAGACAGCAUCCAGUUUGAGUUUGAGUUGCGCGACAAGGAGUUUAUCAACUACAUUGUUCCGAAGGGAUUCAUCUGCGUCGACGGUACCAGUUUGACUGUGAUUGACGUGAACUACGAGAAAGCCAGAUUUAAAAUUAUGAUGGUGUCCUACACACAGGCAAAGGUGAUUAUGCCACUGAAGAAAAUUGGCGAUAAAGUCAACAUCGAGGUCGAUUUGACUGGCAAGCUGAUCGAGCGUCAGAUUCAGGCUUCCUUGCAGAACAAGGACAGCGCUUUCGGAAAAAUGUUAGAAGAGCUUGUGGAGAGAAAAGUUAGGGAAGCAAUGCAGAAAUGA
Ogataea haglerorum is the source of this 687-nucleotide messenger RNA. RefSeq lists its product as uncharacterized. Bases 1 to 687 code for a protein of 228 amino acids. The transcript has a single exon. NCBI's taxonomy places the organism in Eukaryota, Fungi, Ascomycota, Pichiomycetes, Pichiales, Pichiaceae. Gene Ontology annotation, biological process: riboflavin biosynthetic process. Gene Ontology annotation, molecular function: riboflavin synthase activity. The record is from RefSeq and is a predicted model, not a curated record.